Molecule: messenger RNA, 907 nt
Organism: Nematostella vectensis (starlet sea anemone)
Lineage: Eukaryota; Metazoa; Cnidaria; Anthozoa; Actiniaria; Edwardsiidae
Product: coiled-coil domain-containing protein 137
Exons: 6
Coding region: 74-829 (251 amino acids)
Source: RefSeq, a predicted model, not a curated record
CUGUUUUCGUAAUUCAGUAGCAUUCUCGUUUUGGUUGUACAGUGGACGAUUUGAGUUCAAAUAUUUGAAAAAUAUGGGGCGAAUAAGUAGGCACAAGAAAAUUAAAUCAUGCGAUCCAUUUCACAAGGGACCAAAUAAGAUAACUAAUGAAAAAAUAAGCAAAAAGAGUGUGUUGGCUGAAAAGAAAAUGUUAAAAGACGAACAGGGUAUUCCUCGUGGUAUGAGAGAUCUUAUUUCACGUGCUAAAGUGCUGGCAUCCAAGAAAAAGAAGAAGAAAAAGGAGGGAAAACAGGCUCUGACUAUUGAGCAGAAGAAAAAAGCAGUUCUUAAAUCCAAGUUUCAAAGAAAGGUUGGCGAAGGAAAGAGAGAGUUUUUUAAUAGAAUUGAUCAUGAGGCAGCUAUGGCAGUAGCAGAAUCAAUGAAGACAAAUAGAAAAAUGAGUGACAGGAGAAAAAACCAUUUGAAGCAGAGAAGAAAAAAGAUGAAACAGAAAAGGUUACAGAAAAUGUCUGCAGAUGAGCUGGAUUUUUCCAAGUUCAAAGAUGAAACAAAGUUUGGGGAAGUUGUGCAAGAACCACCGUCACUGACAGCCAAACCCAGAAAAGCGAAACAAGAAAAUCAAGGUACAAAAGGUUUGUUGCUUAAUAAGAUGCUCACAAAUACAUCCAAGGAAAGUGAUUCUCCUGCCAUUAAAAGAGAGAUUUCAAAUACCGAGCUUCCAAAAGCAAAACGGAGAAAACACAUGAGUCCUGCAGAAAAAGCAAUGAUGGACAAAGAAAGAGAAAAAGCAAUAUCAGCAUACAGAAUAUCUAAAAUGAAAAAAACAUGAACUAUUCUCAGGCCUUGAACAAAUGCAGAUCUUUUAUGUACCAAGUACAACUGAUAAUAAAGCAAUUCUCUUGGUUGA